UCUAAAUCGUCGUCUCACACUCUCACUCAACCUCUACCUGCUACAUUCUAGGCAGCCAUGGGCACCGCAGAAUUUCUCCUCCGUUCUGUACGACGUCGUCCUGUCACAACAACCUUGUGCACCGCAGCAUUGGUUUAUUAUGCUGGUGCAAGGUCCUCAAAAUUGGCAUCAGACCAAGAACAAAAAGAAAGCUCCCCAAAAUUGGCAAGCCGGUUUAAACCUUUCAGGAUUACAGAGGUUGAGGGUGGAGGCUUGGCGAUCAAGGGGAAUGAACCCUUUAGCUCGUGGUUUUCAACAACUAUAUUCAUACCUGGCCGCGGUGCCUCUCAUACCUCUGCCAAUGGCGUUGGUUCUAACUCUUUGGACAAUGAAACUGAAGCCCUUGGUAAAUACCCUAAAUGCAAGGUAUUUGGUCAUGACGCUAAUAUUACACACCGUGGUCGUUUUAGUCCUCCUUUAAGUUUUUUUGGUACUGUUCCCAAUACUAGUAAUUCUGGCUCCAAUGGUGGUGGUUCUGGCUCCAGUAGUUCUUAUGGCUCUGCCUCCAGCAGUGUCAAUGGCGGCUCUGGCUCUAGCAGUUCUUAUGCCGGCUCUGCCUCCGAGCUCGAGCAGUUCUUAUGA
Molecule: messenger RNA, 621 nt
Organism: Rosa rugosa (rugosa rose)
Lineage: Eukaryota; Viridiplantae; Streptophyta; Magnoliopsida; Rosales; Rosaceae
Exons: 3
Coding region: 58-621 (187 amino acids)
Source: RefSeq, a predicted model, not a curated record